AUGACCUUAUUAAUUAAGAAAUACCAAAAGCGCUGCAGAAUUUUGACAAAGAAAUUAAAUAAAAUAAAAGAAAAUCAGGCAUAUACUGUUUGGGAAGAAAACAUUGCAUUACCUACUCAAGUUCCUAUUCAUACACCUAGUAGCCCUGAUGCUGCCAAAGAAGCGACAACCGAACAAGGUAUUUUAAAGUCUUCUGGCAAUUUGAAACGUAGACCUAGUUUAGAGUUUCGUAAAAAGUGUUUUAAAGACAGAUUUCAGCAGAAGAUUAAGCAAGGCAAUGAUAGCAUCCAAGAAUUAAUCAAAAGUUUUUAUGAAGAUGACAUUAACAGCCGCAUUGGUGCAGGAAAGAAACAAUAUGUAAAAAAAUUUGGAAUAAUAAAACAAAAACGGUAUCUGCUGGAUUCUGUUAAAAAUUUGCAUAAAAAAUUUCUUGAAGAGAAUCCUAACAUACUGAUUAGUUAUGUAACAUUUACAAGACUACGCCCAUUUUGGGUCUAUUUGCCACGAGAUGACAGGGAAACAUGUGCAUGUAUGGCACAUACAAAUAUAGAUCUAAUGAUUUUAGCUUUAAAGAAAAAUAAAAUAGUUGACAUAAGGAAUUACCGGGAUAUGCUGCACGUUCUUUGUUGCGACAAAUACAAUAAAAAGUGCGUUGGCAGAGAUUGUAAAACUUGUAAAAACAGAGUUAUAUCGUACAAUGAAUUUAAUAAUACGGACGAAAUCGAGUACCAUGAAUGGUGCAGAGAUAAAAAGAAAUUAAGCUCCAAAGAAAUAAAUAUAGUGAAAAAAUUUACAAGGAAAAUAAUGCCUAAAGACCUGAUACUUAAACUUGAGCAUUCCCUUCCGAAAUUCUUUAUUCAUACUGUGAACAUCCUCAAUCAACAUCAAGCUGUUACUCUAUUGAAAGAAUCCCUUAAUCAUGACGAAACAUUACUCCACAUGGACUUUUCUGAAAAUUAUAGUUACAAAUUUGCUGAAGAGGUGCAAAGUCUACACUUUGGGGGUAGCCGGGGACAAGUAUCUCUUCAUACCGUUGUAGCUUAUCUCAAAGAAGGAAGAGAGACUGUUAACCACUGUCUGUGCACGGUCAGCGAAUGUACACGGCAUGAUUCCCCUGCAGUCUGGGCACACUUACAGAAGGCGUUACAAUUUGUGUUCGAAAAAUGUCCUUAUAUUACCACCGCCCACAUUUUAACAGAUAGUCCAACAAGCCAAUACCGAAAUAAACAAAUAUUUUACAUAUUGACUCAGCUCCGCGAUACCUUCCCAUCGUUAAAGCUAGUUACUUGGAAUUACCAAGAAAGUGGUCAUGGCAAAGGCGCUCCUGACGGCAUUGGCGCUGUGGUUAAGCGGACAGCUGAUCAUCAAGUUAAAUGUGGGCGUGACGUCGGGGGAUUUUUCAACAUUCCUUGCAGUUGUUCGCGAAAAUAUUAA
Messenger RNA from Parnassius apollo (apollo), 1434 nucleotides. The record is from the annotation of a GenBank genome assembly. NCBI's taxonomy places the organism in Eukaryota, Metazoa, Arthropoda, Insecta, Lepidoptera, Papilionidae.